UGACGGCCACCCGGAAAAUUUUCAUAGAGCUCACAUCACAAGGAUUUCGCGUUCAAUAAGUUACUAGUUGCAGAACAAAGGAAAAUGUCGGUCGAAGUGAGAGCUGGUCGACCUACCAUGCCAACGAUUCCGCACCCCAAAAGGCCAACAAUUUUGGUAUAUCCGACGGUUACGCCGGAGAAUAUAAUUAUACCUAUCGUGUCCUGCAUUCUGGGAUUUCCGCUGUUAGCGUUAAUGGUAAUUUGCUGUUUACGGAGGAGAGCGAAACUCGCCAGGGAACGGGCUCGGCGAAGAAACUGUGAUUUGGAUCAUGGCGCAUUGAGCCUCGUCCGUUUCAGUCCGGUUCAUCGCCUAGCAUCGAGAGAGGAUUUAGCUGGCAUCGAUCGACCGGCACGUACGGUAUCCUUAAGAGGUGAUAGAGGAUCCCGAGCCUUCUCAUCCCUGGAGUUAGACACCGUCGUCGAGGAGCGCUCAGAUCCCGAGCAGAGCACCGCUCUCGAAUUAAGUAGUCCCGACUAGCAUCCGGAUUUGGCACCGUCGAGGUCUCCACGACCAUCGAAAUCUUUGACGGUGCCGUUGCCUGUGGAUCAUAGUCCGCUGUGGACGGCUUUGACACACGCUAAUGCGGUCUCUGCGGCGUUAGGAGACACCUAGCAGGAGGUGAAAGACGGCAGCUAUAUCGAAACUCUCGUCCUAGAUCUGCCAAUCAUUUACUGACCGGCCUCUCUGAAAAUGUCUCUUGGAGCAUCGGAAGGAAAUCGGAUGUCUGUACUCAAGCACUACCAUAUCGCGAUGAUUGUACAAAAUAUCAGAAAAAUAUACAAUGCUUUUAUGUCAAAAGAAAUAAAAUAAAAUUUACAAUAAGAUGAUGUUCGAAAAAUAAAGCAUCGUAUUUCUUUUGUGUGAAUGUGUGCGUGUACGCCGUAACUAAACAUUACGACCGACAUGAAAUUUUGUACUAUUUACUCGUAACAUUUGCGAGUAGAGCUUUUUACACGAUAAUUAAAAUCCAAAACGUACGCGGUCACUGUAGGAAGUAGCUGGUCUACAAUACUAAUAUAUCAAUGUAAAUACAGAUUUCUAAUUAAUGUAAAACUAAAUUAUAUGA
Cyphomyrmex costatus is the source of this 1108-nucleotide messenger RNA. RefSeq lists its product as uncharacterized. Lineage: Eukaryota; Metazoa; Arthropoda; Insecta; Hymenoptera; Formicidae. The record is from RefSeq and is a predicted model, not a curated record. Bases 85 to 519 code for a protein of 144 amino acids. The transcript is spliced from 6 exons.